CAGUCAGUCGAACAACACGGGUUGGUAAUGAACGUAACAGAUUCAACUUGUCGCUGAGAACGCGACCGCGGUUCGACAUUAGAUCACUGCUAACGAGUGCGACUACAAAUACGAAUACGAGUGCAAGUGUAUGAGUGUGAGUGUGAGUGAGUGACUACGAAUAAUUUCCGGGCAGUAAGAAUCACUCACUGGCCAAAAAAUUGUGAAUAACCCGCUUACAUACUUAGUAUACACAUGUGUCGGUUGUUUUCGCAUUCGCUUUCAUAAUUAUAGCCCGAAUUUGUAACUGCCAUCAAAAUGCAAAAUAUGUGGAUAAUUUUCAUGAUUCUGGGCAUUAUCGUGCUCUGCCUUCUCCUACUCUUGAUUGUGGCACUCCGUUAUCAGCGUGACUAUUGGCGCUAUCUCGGCAUACCGCAUGAGCGCCCAAAAAAAUUGUGGCCCAUCAUGAAGCAACUAGUCACGCAGAGCUUAAGCACCGAUGCCAUGAAAUCGGCCCAUUACACGGCCAUCUACAACAAGUUCAAGGGCAGCGGUCCCUUCUGUGGCUUCUACGCCUUGUUGCAACCCCGAGCUUUGAUCCUUGAUCGGGAGCUAAUUCGUCAGAUCAUGGUUAAGGAUUUCUGGAAUUUCAAUGAUCGCGGCAUUUACUGCAAUCAGAAAACGGAUCCGUUGUCAGGUGAUCUGUAUGGCUUGCGAGGCAACAGCUGGAAGGAGAUGCGACAAAAGCUGGAUCCUAGCUUUGAGCGCGAUCGCAUGGCCUGGCUCUAUGGCAGUCUAUACGAGGAAGCGGAGCAGCUGCUUUUGGUGGUCAGUACCACGCUGAUGAAGCAACAACACACCACACUUCAUAUACAGAAGCUAAUGCGACGAUAUGUUAUCGCAGCCUUGGCCAGCUGUGUCUUUGGUCUGAAUGCCGAGCACCGAAAAAAGUAUCCACUGGAGAAAUUUGAGGAGAUGACUGAACUGGUGUUGAGCACACGCAAGCAUGGCUAUCUGCUCAAUCUAAUUAUGAUUCGGUUUCCCAAUUUCUGUCGCCGAUUGCGCUUACGCCUCACACCGAAAGAGGCGGAAGUUUAUUUCCUCACGCUGCUCGAGGACAUUGUGGCACAACGUGAAGCGUCCGGUGUGCGCUGUCAGGACUAUUUGCAACUGCUGCUGGACAUCAAAGCACUCGAAUUAACCACACACGAGUACGAGGCAGACAAGGAGUUAAAUGCCCAUCUGCAGCAUGAGCUGGCCGCCCAUGCAUUUGUCUUCCUGAAGGCGGGAUAUGAGCAGACAGCCAACACAUUGUCCUAUGCGCUCUACGAGUUGGCUGUCAACACCGAAGUGCAGUCGCAGGUGAGGCAGGAACUCAAGGAGGUGAUGGCAAAGCAUAACAACAAUCUCAGUUACGAGUGCAUUCAAUCCCUGACACUAAUGGGUCAUGUCAUAAACGAAACCCUGCGAAUGCAUCCUAUUACACCGUACAUACAACGACGUGUCCUCGAGAACUAUGCGGUGCCAGAUCAUCUGAAGUAUACGCUGGUCAAGGAACUCUUUCUAAUUAUUCCCACCCAUGCCAUACACAACGAUCCCGAGUAUUAUCCGGAACCAGAGCGCUUCAAUCCCGACCGUUGGGGCAGUCCCCGAGACUCGUUACAGGUGCAGAGCACUUGGUUUGGCUUUGGAGCCGGAGCCCGAAAUUGCAUUGGACUGCAAUUUGCGCAGCUUCAGCUACGCUUGGCUCUCUCACUGCUUAUCCUAGAGUUUGAGUUCACCUUAAACUCGAAGCGACCUCUGGUCAACAUUGACGAUGGAAUUGCGCUGCAGUUGACGCCUCUGGGCGUGGUCGAGCCUGGACUGGAGGAACGAGCUCUUUAACCAAAUCAUCGGUUGUGUUACAGUCUACGAAUAAUGAAUUUAAAAUGUGAACAAAGUGGUAUUACAGGCCCUAACAAUAAAUAAAUUAAUUUAAAGAUAUUAAAACACAGAAAGAGAAGAAAAGCUUAAUUUGAAAUAUAUGCAAUAAAUUUAAAAGCAAUAAAGAAGCAAAUUUAAAUCAAUAGUACAAAUAUAACAAAAUGAAAAACUAAAAAUGAAUUCAAGUUAUAAAACUGGUAAUCAUAAAAACGAAUCCACAAUUUAAAAAG
This is a messenger RNA of Drosophila albomicans, 2132 nucleotides long. It is a transcript of the gene Cyp317a1, whose product is annotated as probable cytochrome P450 317a1. The transcript has a single exon. Lineage: Eukaryota; Metazoa; Arthropoda; Insecta; Diptera; Drosophilidae. The record is from RefSeq and is a predicted model, not a curated record. Gene Ontology annotation, molecular function: iron ion binding; oxidoreductase activity, acting on paired donors, with incorporation or reduction of molecular oxygen; monooxygenase activity. Bases 298 to 1863 code for a protein of 521 amino acids.